Messenger RNA from Peronospora matthiolae, 3210 nucleotides. The record is from the annotation of a GenBank genome assembly. NCBI's taxonomy places the organism in Eukaryota, Oomycota, Peronosporomycetes, Peronosporales, Peronosporaceae.
AUGACGUCAUUCAAGGUCGUAACGGGGGACCUCAUCCGUCUGAUCGAGACGCCUCAUGAGAAGCAGCAGGACGUGCUCACUCGCAUGGGCGGUUUGGAGGGCAUUGCUGCCUCGCUUAAAGUAGACCUACGCCAGGGCUUGGACUCGAACAAUGAAGACGAUCUCACGAAGCGUGAGGAGUCUUUCGGCAAGAAUUACGUGCCUCCAGCCAAGUCGAAGAGCUUUUUGGAGCUCAUGUGGGAUGCCUACCAAGACAUUACCAUUAUUGUGCUGACCAUCUCGGGAUUUAUCUCGAUCAUUUUGUCGUCGACAGUGGGUGACCACCCUGAGACAGGGUGGGUAGAAGGCGCCUGUAUUAUCUUUGCAGUGGUCGUGGUGACAUUAGUCACGGCCGUGAACGACUAUCAGAAAGAAUCGCAGUUCCGGGAGCUUAAUGCUAUUAAGGAGGAUGAGAAGAUUAAGGUCAUCCGCAACGGCCAGCCAGCUGAAGUCAGCAAGUGGGGCCUCGUGGUCGGGGACAUUGUCCGUGUUGAUUUGGGUGACAUUAUCCCAGCCGACGGUAUCGUCUUUGAUCAGAAGGAAAUCAAGAUGGAUGAAAGCGCCAUGACGGGCGAGUCGGAUCUUUUGUCGAAAACCGCUGAGAACCCGUUUUUGCUCUCCGGUACGAAGGUCAUGGAGGGCGUUGGCAAGAUGUUGGUUGUUUGUGUGGGUGAGAACUCGCAAGCUGGUAUCAUCAAGAGCCUGAUCAACGGUAACCGUAGCGGGGCUGCUGCUGGAGGAAGCGACAGUAAGGCCGAUCCCAAGAACAAGAACAAGAAGAACCCGGACGCCGACGGUCAAGCCUAUAUUGAGAUUGAGACUCCAAAAGAAGGGGCUUCUAUCGAGGUCGAGGAAAAGAGGGACAGCGAAGAAGAAGAGGAGAGCCAAUCUCCUUUGGAGGGCAAGUUGUACAGCUUGACUGUGCUUAUUGGGAAGCUGGGCACAGUUGUGGCGUUAUUGGUAUUCGUCAUCAUGUCGAUCCGUUUCUCGAUCGACACGUUCAUCACCGACAGUAUGCCAUGGAAAGGUAGCUACAUCAGCGAUUACUUGAACUUUUUCAUCAUUGCUAUUACUGUGCUGGUGGUGGCGAUUCCCGAAGGUCUCCCACUCGCAGUGACCAUUGCUCUAGCCUACUCUGUCAAGAAAAUGCUGGCCGACAACAACCUGGUGCGUCACUUGGACGCUUGUGAAACAAUGGGCAGCGCUACAACUGUUUGCUCUGACAAGACGGGUACACUGACGACGAACCGCAUGACUGUGAUGCAAUUGUGGAUCGGGGGUCAAGAGUUCUCGUCUGCUUUGGCGGGUGUUGGUGCGUUGUCGGAUACGACGAGGGAGGCUUUCUGCACGGGCAUCGCUGUGAACUCGACUGCUGAGAUUCUGCCGUCUAAGGUGGAAAAUGGUCAGCCCGAGCAUACUGGCAAUAAAACAGAGUGCGCGCUACUGCAGUACAUCCGUGACGGUGGUAUGGAGUAUCCAGACAUUCGUGCGAACAACGAGGUUGUGCACAUGUUGACGUUCAGCAGCGCCAAGAAGCGAAUGUCGGUGGUGGUACGUCGCACUGCGACGACUUCUCGCGUGUACACAAAGGGUGCCACAGAGGUGGUGCUAGGUCUAUGCCAGGACAUGCAAGCCGUGGAUGGUUCAAUUGAGCUUCUUGACGAGGAUCGCAAGGCGAAAAUUGGUGAGGAGGUGAUUGAAAAGUAUGCAACACAAGCCUAUCGUACGCUGUGUCUGGCCUACCGUGACCUGGAUGUACCUGCUGAGGAAACGAAUGACUGGUCUGACGAGGAUUUGGAGAAGAAUUUGACAUGUGUGGCGAUCGUGGGCAUUGAAGAUCCGGUUCGUCCGGAGGUGCCUGAUGCUAUCAAGAUGUGCAGCACCGCUGGAAUCACGGUUCGCAUGGUGACAGGCGACAACAUUACGACUGCGAGGUCGAUUGCCAGCAAGUGCGGUAUCACAACGCCGGGCGAUGGCUCAUUGAUUAUGGACGGUCUGACGUUCCGCACCCGAGUGCUGGAUGCGCAGGGUAACAUCAUUCAAUCAGAGUUUGACAAGAUCUGGCCCAUGCUGCGCGUGCUUGCCCGUUCGUCGCCGAAGGACAAGUACACGCUUGUGUCUGGAUUAAUGCAGAGUAACGUCGUACCGCACGGUCCUCAGGUGGUUGCUGUGACUGGCGAUGGCACGAAUGAUGCUCCUGCUUUGAAGAAAGCAAACGUUGGUUUUGCCAUGGGUAUCAGUGGCACGGCCGUUGCAAAGGACGCUUCGGACAUUAUCUUGAUGGAUGACAACUUCAACUCGAUCGUGAAUGCGAUCAAAUGGGGCCGCAACGUGUACGACUCGAUCGCGAAGUUUCUGCAGUUUCAGCUGACGGUGAAUGUGGUUGCUAUUUCUUUGGCGUUCAUUGGCGCGGUUGUGCUGGAGCAGUCUCCGCUUUCGGCCGUCCAGAUGUUGUGGGUAAAUCUGAUCAUGGAUUCGUUCGCGUCGCUGGCUCUUGCAACUGAGGAGCCGACUCCGCAAUUGCUCGAGCGUAAGCCUUACCCGAAGACUGAGCCGCUGAUUUCGAAGAAGAUGACCAAGCAUAUUCUAGGCCAAUCGAUUUACCAGCUUGCUCUGUUGCUGGCGAUUGUGUUUUCGGGUGAGAAGUGGUUCAACAUCCCGUCGGGUCGUACUAAUGAUCUUCCCAAGGACGUGAAAGACGAUCCCAGCGUUCACAUGACGAUUGUGUUCAACACUUUUGUGUGGGCGCAGCUGUUUAAUGAGCUAAAUGCGCGCAAGAUCCACGACGAGAUUAACAUCUUUACGGGCAUCACGAAAAACCGUGUGUUUAUCUACGUGGGUGUGCUCCAAGUCGUGUUGCAGUACGUGAUGGUUCAGCACACUGGUGACUGGUUCAAGUGCAAGCCGCUCAGCUUGAACCAGUGGAUCGCCUGCAUCGGUAUGGGCUUCGUGUCGCUGCCGCUUGGGCUUUUGCUGCGCUUGAUCGAUAUGAAAAAUGCGCCGAACUGGAUGGCAGUUUGCCGUGAGGUGGAUACGGCAGAGGUGCGCGAGAUCCGAUCAGGCAAUGGUCAGGCCCUUUGGGUGCGCGGCUUUGCUCGGCUUCGUGCACAGAUACGCGUGGUCAAGGCUUUUCAGAAGGGUCUUCAGGCGAAGGCUCUCAUUAAGGGAUAG